GAUCCAUGAGGCAGCAAUCACUCCGCCAGGAAAACGCGCAGGAGAAACACAACUAUCAUUUCCAGAUGGGAUUUUUAUGACUGCUGCUGAAGCUUUGAAUGUUUUCAUAUAGGCCUACAUUAUUUAUCCCGGACCUCCGUCUAAUUGGACCCUUGCUUAUUAGAGAUCCAAUAAAAAGAUUCUCUGGAACUGACUUCACAAAGAGGACACACAUGACUUCUAUAGCACGUGGUCUACGAUGAGAUGUUUACUUAAAACCGGAGUCAACUAAUGAGCUUAAGCAGUCUUGAUGACAACCCUGUGUAAUAUGCAAGCCAUUAAAAAGGAGCCCUACGGUGGAGACGAUGCCCUGGUGCUGGCAGUGGCUUUGCAAGGGACAGACCGGGACCUGAUUAACCACAAGUUGUCCACAAUGCCCUUUAAGACCAAGUCCAACACCUGUCGCAGAAAACGCGAGUUCAUACCAGAUGAGAAGAAAGACAACACGUACUGGGAGAGAAGGCGCAAGAACAACGAAGCAGCCAAGCGCUCGCGAGAAAAGCGCAGACUCAACGAUAUGGUUCUGGAGAACAAGCUCAUGGCCCUCGGGGAAGAGAACGCGUCGCUGAAGUCCGAGCUUCUGUCUCUUAAACUCAGGUUUGGUCUAGUGAGCUCAGCAGCGUAUGCUCAGGAGGUGCAGAACAUCUCCAGCUCCACUGCUGCGCUCUACCAGGACUUUAUGCCAGCCAGUGCCAGCAAUGGUUCCUACCCGAGUGAACUGGAACCGGCACGCUUGACCAGCAGCUGCAUAUCGGUCAUCAAGCACUCACCUCACAGCGCCUCGUCCGAUAGAUCCAACUCAAGCACAGUGACCCAAGGGAGCCCACUUAUAAAUAUCUCCAGAACCCCUGACAGCAUCAAACGAGAACCCCUGGAAACCGGCAGAUACGCCAAAGACAGGGCCAGUCCUUAUGAACUGUACAGGAACUACCUUGGCAGCCCUUUCCCCGAGAGCUUCUCCCAGCCAUCUCCGUUCUUGCAAAUCACCAGAUCCUCCAGCAAUUCGCCACGAACAUCUGAUGGCGAUGACGGGGCCGUGAGCAAGUCCUCGGAUGGAGAGGACGAACAGCAGGUCCCGAAGGGUCCAGUUCCACCCAGGCCAGAUUCACAGAGUGUGAUUGUGUCCACCCUCAGAGUGCCAGACGCCAGUGCCUCGGCUUUGCCCCACAAGUUGAGGAUCAAAGCCCGGGCCAUCCAGAUCAAAGUGGAGGCUAUCGAUCCCGACUAUGAAUCAUCUGGCAAGGCCUCCUUUCCCAUUGACAUGUCUGCAAGUGGAUGCUACCAAAUGAGUCAGUACACUACACCCGAGUACAUCCAGUCAUCUCUUAGCCCGAUGUCCUUCCAGGUGACCAAUGUUCAGGACUGGAGUCACCAGCCGAAGGAGUGGCAGAAUAAUCACCAGGAGGAACCAACCGGCUGCAAACACCGGCACUGUCCAGACUCUCCCAGACCUAACAAACUCAUCGUCGACCUUGAAAACGACUCGUACGCCAACUCCGAAUCUGAGAACUUGUACUUGAAACAGGGCAUUGCCGAUCUGUCGGCAGAAGUGGCCUCCUUGAAAAGACUGAUCACAAAGGGGUCUGUAAUCGAGUUCACAAAAAGCACUACUGAAAUUGACUCGUUGUGAAAAGGACGUUUCUGAAACGGAGAUCUCUCUAUUUGCACAACGCCUGUUUUCCACUGUGUUCGCUACUGCACUGUGCGGUUGUUAUGGUGUCAAAAAGCUGCACUUCAUUGAGAAGAAUGGUGUUUUUUGUGCACUUACUGUUGUUGUUUGGCGUGUCUUCUUCAUGACUCCAUUUGUAGCCCAAAAGCCAAAAAUUGUGGGCUACUGUUAAUGUUAACUUCUCGAAAUGUAUUGUAUAUUGUAUGUUCUCUUUUGUUUACAAUA
Rhinichthys klamathensis goyatoka is the source of this 1933-nucleotide messenger RNA. It is a transcript of the gene nfil3, whose product is annotated as nuclear factor, interleukin 3 regulated. The record is from RefSeq and is a predicted model, not a curated record. Bases 290 to 1669 code for a protein of 459 amino acids. NCBI's taxonomy places the organism in Eukaryota, Metazoa, Chordata, Actinopteri, Cypriniformes, Leuciscidae. The transcript has 2 exons. Gene Ontology annotation, biological process: regulation of DNA-templated transcription; circadian rhythm; DNA-templated transcription. Gene Ontology annotation, cellular component: nucleus. Gene Ontology annotation, molecular function: DNA-binding transcription factor activity; DNA binding.